Cherax quadricarinatus is the source of this 1162-nucleotide messenger RNA. Its product is annotated as neuropeptide-like protein 29. The record is from RefSeq and is a predicted model, not a curated record. Lineage: Eukaryota; Metazoa; Arthropoda; Malacostraca; Decapoda; Parastacidae.
CUCGACUGAGUCUUAUAGUAGCGUCUUAGCUGACUCUUUCGUAUUCGUCGGCAGAAAAAUAUCAUCUAAUCUUGCAGUGUUGGUAAUGCAAUGAUCACCGGUCAAUGAGAAGAGAGAACACGCACUUGUAGACGGAAGUCAAACAAGAAAUGAAGAUGUGGCUAUAUAUUUCGAGCUCUGACUUACAUCCUCUUCAGCAGAAGAGAACUGAGAACCUCCAGAUGAAGUUCUUUUUCUGCUGAAGACAUCACAGAUUAAACAGUACAGCCCCCUCCUCCCUCUUAACUUCUUGCAUUAUUUAUGCCUGUGGCCCUCGUGUUGGUUGUGGUGGCACUGACUGCCCUGAUGGGGUCAGCUCGAGCUGUUCCUGACCCCGAAGCCCUGGCUGAUCCUGACCCCCAGUUUGGAUUUGGCAGUCACGAGUUUGGUCGCGGAUUUGGUCGUGGUUUUGGUGGUCGCGGAUUCGGGCGUGGAUUUGGGGGCGGAUUUGGUCGUGGAUUUGGGGGCGGGUUUGGUCGCGGGUUUGGUGGCGGAUUUAAUCGUGGAUUUGGUGGUGGACUUGGUGGCGGACUUGGUAAUCUCCUUGGAUUCCUUGGUUAAUCUUGGACUGCAACCACCAAUUCCCUUCCCUAUAAGAAGGAUCUAACCAGGCGAGUGAACACCAGUGAACACCUUUGUACAAACGUUCAAAGAAUCAAAUCAUAAAAUUUUAAUCCCACAACGGCAGAGCCCAGUGCUUAAAAAAAUCUACAAUAAUGAAAAAUACAUCUACUAGACUCUGUGUACUGGUGUAAACACGAGGUACUGGAACUGGUCCAACACGUCAUCCUAAACCUCCAACAUACAACACCAUCAACCUCCACCGCCUCCAUCAUAAGUGCGACGCUGGAGAUAUCUCCCAUUAACCUCCACAGUGCUGAGUAUAAAAAUGAGAGAAUAUACCGGUAGAAUGAUCAAAAAAAAUACAUGCGGUUUGUGGUCUAAACAGCAUAUUGUUUGUCUUAAGCAGUAUCUAACUGUCUCUCAUCAACAUGCUGCACAAGACUGUUGGCAAGCCACGGACUGGUGAUUCAGUGAACGGCAUCUCUCAGAAGAUUCCUUCGGAAAAAUUACAAUUAUUUGUAUAUCGGCGCAUAUUUCUUUAUAUCCCUCACGGAUAUAC